GGACCCACGAAAACACAUGUCAGAAAAAGGGCGUCCUCACACAAGUAUGAUUUUGCAUGCAAAAAUUUUCGAUGAGUGAUAGCAGCUUUAGGGCUCUCGGAUCCUAACUCAAAACCCCAGCGCCUCCAUUUCCAUCCCAUCAAGAAACCAAACUGUGGUAAAAGUUGAUUAAGCAUGCCGGAUGAGGAGAGAGAAAAGAAGGAAUUCGAUCUGACAAAUCCGAAAGUUGUUACCAAGUAUAAAUGUGCUGCUGAAAUCCUUAACAAGGCUCUGCAGUUGGUGGUGUCUGAAUGCAAGCCAAAAGCUAAGAUAGUUGAUCUUUGUGAAAAGGGAGAUGCCUUUAUCAAAGAGCAAACAGGGAAUAUGUACAAGAACGCGAAGAAGAAAAUCGAGAGGGGCGUGGCAUUCCCGACCUGCAUUUCAGUUAACAAUACCGUCUGCCAUUUUUCUCCACUGUUUAGUGAUGAGACAGUAUUGGAAGAAGGUGAUAUGGUGAAAAUUGAUAUGGGGAGUCAUAUAGAUGGCUUUAUUGCUGUAGUUGCUCAUACACAUGUCCUCCAGGGAGGACCUAUUACUGGUAGAGCUGCUGAUGUAGUUGCGGCUGCUAAUACAGCUGCUGAAGUUGCUCUGAGGCUUGUGAGACCAGGAAGGAAGAACUCGGAUUUAACAGAAGCUAUUCAGAAAGUUGCUGCAGCAUAUGACUGCAAGAUCGUUGAGGGUGUUUUGAGCCAUCAAAUGAAGCAGUUUGUGAUUGACGGAAACAAAGUUGUCUUAAGUGUGUCCAAUCCUGAUACCAGAGAUGACGAUGCAGAGUUUGAGGAGAAUGAGGUCUAUUGGGUUGACAUUGUUACAAGCACCGGUGAAGGAAAGCCAGAAUUGUUGGACGAGAAACAAACAACCAUCUACAAGAGAGCUGUAGAUAAAAGCUACGACCUGAAGAUGAAAGCAUCGAGGUUUAUCUUCAGCAAAAUCAGUCAGAAGUUCCCUAUCAUGCCAUUUACAGUGAGGGAUUUGGAGGAGAAAAGAGCUCGUUUGGGACUAGUCGAAUGUGUUAACCAUGAACUUUUGCAGCCGUAUCCUGUUCUACAUGAGAAACCUGGUGAUCUGGUAGCUCACAUAAAAUUCACAGUGCUAUUGAUGCCUAACGGGUCAGAUAGGAUCACAUCUCAUGCUCUCCAGGAGCUGACACCUGCGAAGACAAUAGACAAUGAACCUGAAAUCAAGACCUGGCUAGCCCUGCCCGUCAAGACCAAGAAGAAAAAGAACGCAGGCAAGAAAAGUAAGAAUCAGAUGGUGCUGGAGAAACUGUUGCUGAAUCUCAAGCUAUAUGCUCAAGGUGAGCCUAUGAAAGGAUAAUCAAAUGUUGCUGAAUCUUGACAAGAAUGGUGCUUGAUUGAUUCAAUUCCAUGAACUAUUUGGUUCUCAUUGUUAUUUGAUCUAGGAUUAUUUGAGGUGGUUUUGGAUCUUUCUUGUCCAUGCCCAUCUGUACAGUAGUUGUUGUCCCGAGACUUUUGUCUAGUUAAAUUAUCGAGUGGGGUUUCCAAUUUUCUAAUGCUUUUAUUAUCCAAAGCCUCAAUAGGUGUGUUGUACUCUUCUCACUUUUAAAGUAGGAUACACGAGGAUUGCUCCUGGCGUGAAGAGAAUUGUGAGGUUUAAGUUAAAACUCUAGUGGAAGCAAAAGUCGCAAGAUGAUUUUUUCCCAUUUGUUAUUUUAGCGGACAAAGUUAUCUGGUAC
Lycium barbarum (goji berry) is the source of this 1735-nucleotide messenger RNA. Its product is annotated as ERBB-3 BINDING PROTEIN 1-like. Bases 175 to 1356 code for a protein of 393 amino acids. The transcript has 10 exons. The record is from RefSeq and is a predicted model, not a curated record. NCBI's taxonomy places the organism in Eukaryota, Viridiplantae, Streptophyta, Magnoliopsida, Solanales, Solanaceae.